Penicillium arizonense is the source of this 414-nucleotide messenger RNA. Its product is annotated as GNAT family N-acetyltransferase. Lineage: Eukaryota; Fungi; Ascomycota; Eurotiomycetes; Eurotiales; Aspergillaceae. The record is from RefSeq and is a predicted model, not a curated record. Bases 1 to 414 code for a protein of 137 amino acids. The transcript is spliced from 2 exons. Gene Ontology annotation, molecular function: acyltransferase activity, transferring groups other than amino-acyl groups.
AUGGCCCAAAACUCCGUUUCGCUAUCAAGCAAUUCUCCCUAUCUAUACAAAGCCACCAUAGAGGACAUACCAGGGAUCAAAUCAAUGGUCAACUCCGCCUACUCGAAAUACAUCGAGCGUAUCGGAAAGCCCCCAGCUCCCAUGACCGAAGACUGGGAGCAAGAGAUGAGAACACAUGAGGUCAUGAUGCUCAAAGACAACGAUCAAACUGUUGGCUCUAUUGACUUCCAUGUGGAUGACCAAACAAACUCGCUCAAGAUCAAUAACUUGGUUGUGGACGUGGGCUCACAGGGUCGAGGUUACGGAUAUUGGAUGAUGAAACACGCGGAGACUGAGGGACGAGAGCGCGGACUAUCAAGUAUCACUCUCUUUACGAAUGACCUCGAGGACAUCGAGACCAACCGUCAGACGUAA